This is a messenger RNA of Rhipicephalus sanguineus (brown dog tick), 1080 nucleotides long. It is a transcript of the gene ETHR, whose product is annotated as QRFP-like peptide receptor. The record is from RefSeq and is a predicted model, not a curated record. Lineage: Eukaryota; Metazoa; Arthropoda; Arachnida; Ixodida; Ixodidae. Gene Ontology annotation, cellular component: plasma membrane. Bases 1 to 1059 code for a protein of 352 amino acids. Gene Ontology annotation, molecular function: G protein-coupled receptor activity. Gene Ontology annotation, biological process: G protein-coupled receptor signaling pathway. The transcript is spliced from 3 exons.
AUGCUGAACUCGAGCGGGGCGUGCGCCAGCUGCGCGCUGGAGUUCCCACGCUCCAUCCGGACAUCAGCGACGCUGGCUAUCGCUCUGCUGCUUGUGUUGGGCACUGUGGGCAACGUGCUCGUUCCAGUGGUGGUGUGCAAGAGCAAAGACCUUCGGAACUCGACCAACCUGUUUUUGGUCAACCUGAGCGUGUCCGACCUCCUCGUGCUUCUAGUGUGCAUGCCUACCGCCUUGGUCGAGCUACACUCGCCGCCGGAGGUCUGGCUGCUUGGAGAUGGAAUGUGCCGCCUGAUCCCGUUCCUGGAGCUCGUGGUGGCGCACGUGUCUAUCCUGACCAUACUGGCCAUCAGCUUCGAGCGCUACUACGCCAUCUGCCAGCCACUCAAAGCUGGCUACACGUGCACGAAGACACGCGCGCUCGGCAUCAUCACCGCCUUAUGGCUUCUGUCUACGUUGGUCACCAGUCCGAUGCUGUUGGUGUCCCAGUACGGCUGGGUGGAGUACUAUGACGGAAGUACGGUGCCUUCGUGCGGCACCUCGUUCGGGCGACCUUGGCGGCGUCUGUACAUUGUGGCCACAAUGGCACUGCUCUUUGCAUUACCCUUCUUCGUGCUUGUUAUCGUGUACGCGAGCAUAGCGUGCCAGCUUGUGCGGCAACGCGCCAUCGGUAGCACUCCGGUUCCCGAAGAGGCGCACCUGCAGGCUCGCCGCCAGCUGGUAUUCAUGCUGGUCGCCGUCGUGGUCAGCUUCUUCGUCUGCUUGCUACCCUACCGGAUGCUCAUCCUCUGGAUCAUCGUCUCUCCCGCACCAGUCGAAGCGCAGGUGAGCCUGGAGCUUUUCUACAGCCUGCUGUACCUGUGCCGUGUGAUGCUGUACAUGAACUCGGCAGUGAAUCCCAUCCUCUACAAUGCGAUGUCUUCUAAAUUUCGCGAUGCUUUCUUCCGUCUCCUGGGUUUUCGUCGGCCUAGGCUAACGCUUCACUGCACCACAAACACUUCACAGGCCUUCCAGAGCAGCUUUAGCAAUUGGGCGGUGCAGCGACCGGUCCUUUCGGGCUGAAUUCGGAACUCUGCAGCAGCA